CACGCGGCUGGCUCAUUCAUGGCUCAACUUACUAGAAAUUGUAUUGUGUUUUGUUUUUUUUUCAAAAAUGGUCAUUUAAUUUUUGAUUGAUUCAUUUGUUCAAGCAACUUUCAUUCAUAAUUUGGAGCAUUAACACGAUUUCAGUUCAUCAAUAUUAUUGAUCAAUAGGUCUUAAAAUUUACUUCCAAAUCCCACCCUUUUAGUAAUCUUAGCUAAUACAGAAUGGGAAGAAAGAAAAAAAAGCCAGUUAAACCUUGGUGUUGGUAUUGUAAUAGAGAAUUUGAUGAUGAAAAAAUUCUGAUACAGCACCAAAAAGCAAAGCAUUUUAAAUGCCCUACAUGUCAUAAAAAACUUUACACGGGACCAGGUAUGGCUAUUCAUUGUAUUCAGGUACAUAAAGAAACUAUUGACAAGAUACCAAAUGCUCUACCUAACCGUAACAGUGUGGAUAUCGAAAUUUAUGGAAUGGAAGGUAUUCCAGAGGCCGAUCUAAGAGAACAUGAACGACAAAAAGGAAAUCCAUCUAAUGAUGUUCCAAUAAUGAGCCAACCAUCUUCUGGGAUGCCUCAAAUGCCAAAAAUGCCGCCGCCACUAACAAGUCCAGCUGCAAUGGUCGCUGCAGCUUCUGGUAUGAUACCACCUCAAGUGGUAGGGUUGAAUAUUCCUCCUCCAUCAACGCCAUACAUGAUGCCUGGUUACCUACCACCCGCUCCAUACACAGCACCACCGGUUCCUGUACAACCUCAAACAAAUCCUAAUGUUUAUGCAACCAUCGGUGCUCCUUCAACCCCAUAUGUUUCUACAUUACCCCUUCAGUCACCUUUAAUUCCACCGCAACCAUUGGUUAAUUCGGUGAUUCCAACUGGCACAUUAACAAAUGUACCUAGUAAGCCACUUUUCCCCUGUGUAUCAAACACAGGCGCUGAUAAUUCAUCUUCGACCACUGUUGUUGGAGCUGAUUUUAAGCCUAUACUUAGUAACUCGACAAGUACAACCAAUCCACCUUCAUCUAGCUCUGUAAUUUCCAAACCAGCGUCAGUUGCCUCAACAGGUGCAACAUCUAGAAUAAUUCAUCCCGAAGAAGAUAUUUCACUUGAAGAAUUACGAGCGCGAUUGCCUAAAUAUGCAGGUAUGAUACCGCAAAUCGCUUAAGCUAAUAUAUCUGAUUAUUCACAAACAUUUAAUUCACAUUUAUGUAUAUAUUAAUAAAAUUUCGCCAAAUUCGAUGGGGAAUAUUUGACUAAA
Molecule: messenger RNA, 1245 nt
Organism: Tetranychus urticae (two-spotted spider mite)
Lineage: Eukaryota; Metazoa; Arthropoda; Arachnida; Trombidiformes; Tetranychidae
Gene: BuGZ
Product: Bub3 interacting GLEBS and Zinc finger domain protein
Cellular component (GO): nucleus
Source: RefSeq, a predicted model, not a curated record